Molecule: messenger RNA, 2790 nt
Organism: Grus americana (Whooping crane)
Lineage: Eukaryota; Metazoa; Chordata; Aves; Gruiformes; Gruidae
Gene: RAP1GDS1
Product: Rap1 GTPase-GDP dissociation stimulator 1
Exons: 16
Coding region: 269-2251 (660 amino acids)
Biological process (GO): positive regulation of GTPase activity
Cellular component (GO): cytosol
Molecular function (GO): protein binding; guanyl-nucleotide exchange factor activity
Source: RefSeq, a predicted model, not a curated record
CCUCCUCCCUCCGUGGUUGCCCGCCCUUCCCGGCGGCGGCAGCAGGGUGCCGCCGGGCGGGCGGGGUGUCUCCCAGGCGGCCUUGCCCGGAUGUGCUACCCUGACUCAUAGUCGCGCCGCACGCAGGCUCCGCGCCGCUGCCGCGCCCGCCCGCCCGCCCUGCUCCGCGCACACGCCUCCCGCGCCUCCCUCCGCGCUAGCGGAGAGGUCGGCGGCAGCAGCAGCAGCAGCAGGAGGGGAAGGAGGCGGAGGAGGCCGCGGCGGCACCAUGGCAGAUAAUCUAAGUGACGCCCUAAAAAAGCUGAAGAUAACAACCACUGACAGCACAGCAGAUAGCUUGGAGGGAUGCUUGGACUGUCUGCUUCAAGCUCUGGCACAAAACAAUACGGAGACAAGUGAAAAAAUCCAGAAAAGUGGAGUUCUUCAGGUGUUUGCGAGUCUGUUGAUGCCACAGUCUUCCUGCACAGCAAAAGUAGCUAACGUCAUAGCAGAAGUAGCCAGAAAUGAAUUUAUGCGGAACCCAUGUGUGGAUGCUGGGUUGAUCCCUCCUUUGGUGCAGCUGUUAAACUGCAAAGACCAGGAAGUAUUGCUUCAAACAGGACGUGCCCUGGGCAAUAUAUGCUACGAUAGCCAUGAGGGCAGGAACGCAGUUGACCAUGCAGGUGGUGCACAUAUUGUAGUAGACCAUAUAAGGUCACUGUGCAGUAAAACAGAUCCAGCCAGUGAGAAGCUCUUGACUGUCUUUUGUGGCAUGCUGAUGAACUAUAGCAAUGAGAAUGGUAAACAACACCAAAAAUUUGCUUUAUGUCUACCAGGAGAACAACCCCAUCAAAAAAAAAAAGAAAAAAGAAAACAGUUAAACUCAACCAUCUUACUCUUUGGAGUUUCCAUGUGUGUCACCGAAGGACAUGGAGCCAUUGCAAUUCAAGUUUUAGAUACCCUGCAGUCACAGCUUAUCAAUAUGGGUGUUAUUCCUACAUUAGUGAAAUUGUUGGGCAUUCAUUGCCAAAAUGCAGCUCUGACAGAGAUGUGCCUUGUUGCAUUUGGCAAUUUAGCAGAACUUGAGUCAAGUAAAGAGCAGUUUGCCUACACAAACAUUGCUGAAGAGCUUGUGAAACUGUUCAAGAAGCAAAUAGAGCACGAUAAAAAAGAGAUGAUUUUUGAAGUUUUGGCUCCCCUGGCAGAAAAUGAUGUCAUUAAACUGCAGCUGGUUGAAGCAGGCUUGGUGGAGUGCUUACUUGAGAUUGUCCAGAAGACUGUGGACAGUGACAAAGAGGAUGAUGUUGCAGAGCUUAAAACAGCUUCUGAUCUUAUGGUUUUAUUAUUGCUUGGAGAUGAAUCCAUGCAAAAGUUAUUUGAAGGAGGAAAAGGCAGUGUGUUCCAAAGAGUACUUUCAUGGAUUCCUUCCAAUAGCCAUCAGCUACAGCUUGCAGGAGCAUUGGCUAUUGCAAAUUUUGCCAGAAAUGACGGAAACUGCAUCCAUAUGGUGGAUAAUGGCAUAGUUCAAAAGCUGAUGGAUCUGCUAGACAGACAUGUGGAGGAUGGAAAUGUAACUGUGCAGCACGCUGCACUGAGUGCUCUAAGAAACCUGGCUAUUCCUGUUGUAAAUAAGGCUAAGAUGCUGUCAGCUGGUGUUGCAGAAGCUGUAUUGAAAUUUCUCAGAUCGGAGAUGCCCCCUGUUCAAUUCAAGCUACUGGGAACAUUAAGAAUGCUAAUAGAUGCACAAGCAGAAGCAGCUGAACAGCUGGGCAAAAAUGUAAAACUGGUGGAACGAUUGGUGGAGUGGUGUGAAGCCAAGGAUCACGCAGGUGUGAUGGGAGAGUCCAACAGACUACUGUCUGCGCUUAUACGACACAGCAAAUCAAAAGAGGUUAUUAGGACCAUUGUACAGAGUGGUGGCAUCAAGCAUUUAGUAACCAUGGCAACCAGUGAACACGUAAUAAUGCAAAACGAAGCUCUCGUUGCGCUGGCACUAAUAGCAGCUUUAGAGUUGGUCACUGCUGAAAAGGAUCUUGAAAAUGCUCAGCUUGUUCAGAUUCUACACAGACUGCUCUCAGAUGACAGGAGUGCUCCAGAAAUAAAAUACAACUCUAUGGUGCUGAUCUGUGCCCUUAUAGGAUCUGAGCCUCUUCAAAAGGAAGUGCAGAGCAUGGCCUUUCUAGAAGUCGUAUCAAAACUCCGCAGCCAUGAGAACAAAACUGUUGCUCAACAGGCCUCGCUAACAGAGCAGAGACUUGCCGUAGAAAGCUGAGGAAGGUCUUGUUUCCCAUGCAUCCCAUCACAGAUUUCACCUUUGUCCUGCGUCCUGCUGCUGCUCCUGCUAUGUUUUCCACUGUAUCACUCGUGCAUGCGUGUAAUGUUCCCACACAAAUUGAUGAACUGCUGUAGGUACCCGUCCAAAAAGGUUUCUACAAAUUCAUAGGUGGUGUUAACAUGAACCUGUCUCCACCUGUAACUGUUCUACUUGUAUUCUUGUUGCUUGGGCCACAUAGUAGAAUGUGCAUGUUGUAGUCCUAUGAUGAUGUAGAAGUGGUACUACACAAUGACUCUUUCCUCACGCCCCCAAACUGCAUAACAAUGUACUACUAAAUUAGGGACAAAACAAGAUGCAGCAAGUCCAGGCUAGUGUGCUGACUAUAGGAUUAAGAAGUAAAUCUAGCUCCAUUUUUGGUGCUUUGGAGAUUCAGGUUUGAAUGCGAUGUACUGCUGCUCAUUCACUGGUCUUGCCUAUUAAUGUCAAACUCGUGGUACCUAGAGGUAACAAAUAAAAAUUUCAGUGCUCUCACUUUA